UUUGGGUGCAGCAAGUAAAUGUAGAGAAACGGAGGAGAAGCGAGUAGAGCACAGCAUUGCGAGGAUGAACCGUGAGAUGAAACAAAAGUGGAAGGAAAUCAAUUUGUGUCUUUACUUCCAAGGAAAGUGAAAAUUUGUUAAGUCCAAAGUGUUGCAUGCUAUUGCUAGUCCUACGGCUAGGGGUUAGAAAAAGUGGCCAGUCUGUAUAUUUCCGACGAUGACUGCAACAUUCGGGCCAGUGAUACAAGUGAAAGUUCGAAGGAUGAUGAUUUCUUAGUUAGAGUUCGUGCACAAGUUAUGGCCAGAGAUGAAAGUACUGAGGGUUGGUUACCACUGCAAGGCGGUGGCCUGGCGAAUGUCUCCAUACGCAAACGCGCACGGCUGCCACCGGAUGGUGGUGGUCACGAGUACAUCAUAUACGGACAAAGAAUAUCUGACCAAACAGUUAUCCUAAGUUGUGUUAUUAAUAGAGAUUUGCAGUACUUCAAAGUGAUGCCUACGUUUCACCACUGGCGCGCUGGUAAGCAGCGAAAUGGGCUUACCUUCCAGACGGCGGCCGAUGCAAGAGCUUUCGACAAAGGAAUCAUCCGUGCCUACGACGAUUUAAUCGAUGGCAUGGAUGAUUAUACCUCACACAACAAAUACAACGAUUUUGAUAAAGUUGGCGAAGAUGAUGUAUUUAUGACUUUGGAUCUACCAGUUGAACCCUCUGAAUCGCGAUCUAAUUCCGAGGGUAGUGGAAGCCAUCAAAGCGUCGAUAAACAAUCACAGCAGCAGCAAUCUAGUAUUCAAUACAUAUCGGGCGAUAAACCAUCACCUCUGUUAAAGCCUGGUGAUGACAAAGUUACUCCAAUAGUACCUGGUGACAACUAUUCGUACGUUCAGAUCACUGAUCCAUGCGACAUCAAGUUAAAAUAUAACUUUUAUAACUUGAAGGUGCAUGAGUUCAACUACCCGGUCGUUGACGAACCAGUCGGAUCGAUACUCAGCGGACGCCGGGAUUCAACGUCAAGUCUGAAGAAACGUAACGCGCUCGAUGCACCACCGAUGAAGGAGGCAACACUCAUCAAGACCCGAUUACGCUGCAGGUAUUGCCAAGAGUUCUACAACGAUGAAUGGAACCACAAAGGCUCGUGUGAUUAUGCACCAGAUUGUUUCAAGACCGCGAUUGAGAAUAUGUCCGGUAUGCUGUGUGCACGUUGCAUGCUCUAUCAUUGUAUGAAAGAUUCUGAGGGAGAAACGGCUUCUCAUCCCUGCUCGUGUUCAUCGGAAUCCGGUUGCACAAAACGAUGGAUUGGAUUGGCUCUUCUGUCGCUGAUAGUGCCCUGUUUAUGGUGCUAUCCACCGUUACGCGCGUGUCAUUGGAUCGGAGUCUCGUGUCGGUUGUGCGGUGGGAAACAUAAACCGCAAAUUUGACAUCCGAUCAAGAUCAUCAACCUAACAAGUAUUAAUCGGCUAGACUGAUAGCCGAUGUGCAGCUCUCAAUGCUCUUACUGAAUAGCUACUAAUACUGACGUUUAAGGAACAUAGUACGACUUGUGCCGUAUUGUGCAAAUGAAAAAGUGAAAAAAUGAAGAGUUUAUCUUAGACCCACAAGUAACACAGAAACCUACCAAAGUGAUAAGAACACAAACAGAAUACAGUUGAAAGUUGAAAAUUAGCAACAAAAAUACAAAGAAUUAUGGAAGUUCUGCUACAACUGAACAAUAAAUAAAAAUUAAAGAAGAAAUAAGAAUAUCGCUACAUGUAGAGGAAGUCAUAAGUAAAAAAACAUUCGUUGAUGUCUAACUCUAGGAACAGAAAUAUAAAACAAGCAGACACAUCAAAACUAGCGAAAUCAAAAUCUAAGGGCGCAGAAAAAAGCGUAAUAAUACGGCAAUGAGUAUACAAGAAGAAUGAAGGAUUACAGCAUGGCAUUGUCCUAUAGAGGUGAAACGAAAACAACAAUAGAACAUCAACAAUUUCAUUGAUAACUGUCGAACUGGACUCAACAACUGUAUAUUGAAGGGUUACACUAAAAGGAAUCAAAUUUCACCAGUCAUAAAAUUUAUGAUUGAAAAGAUACAAAAAUUUUAGAAGUAAAAAAUCAUAUUCUGUUGUUGUAUAAAACAAAUAAGUAUGCUGCAAAAAAUAUUCUAAUAUUUCCUAACACUGCAAGGUAUUACUGUUCAGUUCAAAUUCAAGUAGAUAAACGUAAUUGGUACAAUUGGAUAUUAUUCCGCGAAAUACAAAGCAAAUAGCUAACCAUCAGAUUUUUUUACAAAGAUUCUUCGUUGGACGUCUGCGAAACGAUGAACGAAUUAAUAUGUCGUUCAUUUCUAUGUGACUGUGACAUUGUUUCGGACAUAAUAUUAAUCAUAAGUUCGUAAGUUUUAUAGAUUUGUUAUAUAUUUACUAGUUUACAUUGUCCUUAUUUGUUUGGUGAGCUAUCACAAAUGAAAAGGGAGAGAAUGUCAACGUAUUUAUAAGAGGGAUGUGUACGGUAUAGAUAUAUAACUAUGUAAAUUACAAUACCAUUAAAACACAUAUUGCAGAGCUAUCUAAGGUGACGAAACAUACUUUAAGGUUCAACAGUACAUUAACUUAAUCAUUGCAACAGAACGUGUAAAGCCAAUUGUCUUUUUGCUGAAAAAGCCGAGCUGUGCUCAAAAAAAUUCAUUUAUUCGUGGGAUGAUCCUAGCUAAACGAAUCGACCUCCAUUUGCAGAGAAACCUAUCAUCAAGACUAUGCAUCCUGCGGAAACGAAAAUAUUUUCACCCAAAAACAUUCUCCCACUGAAGGGAGUUUAUCUUCUAUUCUCCUUAACAGUUCUGUGCCAUAUGGAUGCCUACUCAUGUGACUGGUUCCUACAAAAUGGAUAUGUGAUAAAGGCAGGGCAUCACCUGCAGUUGUAGAAAAUAGGGAAGGCGAAGUCAUUGUUUAUAGCAGAGAAAUAAGUAUCGCGCUGAAGAUUUAUCUACAUUGUCAUCUAGCCAGGGCAUCCUUGCUUAUUUAUGUUCGAAGGGGUACACAAUAUCUGAAAGGUCAGCGUGGCAUUCGCAAUGGGCUCUGCGAUUGCCAAACAUGACCUUUUAUUGUCGAACAACACACGAAAUCAAUAAUGGAAAAUGUUUAACUAUUACGGUAAUGCAUUCUGCAUCAAACAUGUAUGUUUUAGUAUAAUGAAGAGUCUAAUUAGGACUAUUAAAAUAUUAUUGAAUAAAUUAUGAAAUAAAACUAUAUUAUAUGGAGAUAAAUCAGUACGAGGACAUUUGAAAAUUAAUAAAAAUCUAUUACCACCAGGGAAUAUUUAUGUGUAAAUGGGUAAACGACCGAAAAUAGUCUAACAUAAUAUUUUAUCAGAAGACUUUGAUUUGAUUCUGUCGGUAUGGAUCUCAUUUGUCAUAAAUAUGCAACCAGUUACACGUACUGAAACUUUCUUCUGUUAGUUUUAUUUCUACCAUAUACAUGACGAAACCAGGAAUGCAAGAUUUUAGUUUCUUUCAUUCACAUUACUGUUAUUACUUGAAUAUUAACACAUUAGUUUGUCAUGUUCGAUUAAUGGAACUAUAGGAUGAAAAUACUAAACAUAAAUCAAUAAUAGCAUAGCAAGAACAGUAGAAAAAGGCAAAUUUCAUGCGAAAUUUAAAUGAGUUAAAAUAACGAAGAAAGAGUGGAAUACAUGAAUCAACAGAACCAGUGUCAGGCAGCAUACAUAUUUUUAAUAAUUAGUGCAUUAAGUUUUCAACGCGAAAUGAAUCUGAAAAUGUUGGAAAUAUUAUAUCGGAGGGCAUCGUGAGCUUUUUAUUUCUUUGUAUUGUGUUUCAACUAAUAUCUGUGGAGGUCAGUACUAAAUAAAUAGAACGAUUUUCGAAAAAUAA
This is a messenger RNA of Malaya genurostris, 3860 nucleotides long. RefSeq names its product sprouty-related, EVH1 domain-containing protein 2 (gene Spred). Gene Ontology annotation, cellular component: membrane. The record is from RefSeq and is a predicted model, not a curated record. The coding region runs from base 298 to 1416 and encodes 372 amino acids. The transcript has 10 exons. Gene Ontology annotation, biological process: multicellular organism development; negative regulation of MAPK cascade. Lineage: Eukaryota; Metazoa; Arthropoda; Insecta; Diptera; Culicidae. Gene Ontology annotation, molecular function: protein kinase binding.